This is a messenger RNA of Arachis ipaensis, 1675 nucleotides long. Its product is annotated as UDP-glycosyltransferase 71K2. Lineage: Eukaryota; Viridiplantae; Streptophyta; Magnoliopsida; Fabales; Fabaceae. Gene Ontology annotation, molecular function: UDP-glucosyltransferase activity. The record is from RefSeq and is a predicted model, not a curated record.
GAAACAGUUGAUGGACAAAGAUAGUGUGGUGCACAAGAAGGUGAAAUAGAUGAAGGAUAUGGCUGGAAAAGAUGUCCUUAGUGGUGCUCUUCUUUGAAUUCUGUUGAAGAACUAAUUGAGGGUAUUGUAGAAGCCUAAAAGACUAAGAAGAACAAAGAACAUGGAUGACACUGAGCUGAAGAACAAAGCAAAAUUGAUCUUCAUUCCUUCACCAGGAAUUGGUCACUUGUCUUCAGCUCUUGAAUUUGCAAAACUUCUAAUCAACCGUUAUAACCACCUUUCCAUCACAAUCCUCUGCAUCAAGCUCACUACCACCUCCGUUUCUGAUUCAUAUAUAAAAUCAGAUUUAUCUUCACAAUCACAAAUCGAACUUGUCAACGUCCCUGAAAUAGAACCACUUCCACCAGAGCUGCUACUGAAAGCUCCACUAUACUAUGUCUUGACCUUUUUGCAGAACCUUGCGCCGCACGUCAAAGAAACUGUGCAAAGCAUUUUAUCAUCCUAUCCGAAUUCUGGGUCGGAACCAGCUGUUGCGUUGGUUGUCGAUUUCGUGUUUGCUUCCCUGAUUGAUGUGGGAAGAGAACUGAGCAUCCCUUCUUAUUUAUACAUGCCAUCAAAUGCAGGAUUUCUAAGUCUCAUGCUUUCCCUCCGCAAUCGUCGAAUGGAGGAUGUUUUCAAUGAUUCUGAUCCUGAUAUACUGAUUCCAGGUAUCUCAAAUCUUGUUCCUUUAAAGGUUUUACCUGAUGCUCUUUUAAGCAAAGAUGGAUACGUUCCAUGUCACAUGCUAGCGCAGAAGUUCAUAGACACCAAAGGUAUCAUUGUUAACACUUUUAUGGAGAUAGAGAAGUAUGCUAUUGAUGCAUUAUCUGAUGGGAAAAAUCCUCCUAUAUAUGCUAUUGGUCCUUUGAUUAAUCCAAAAUCUCAUCCAAAUUCAAAGUUAGAACAAACCCAACAUGAUAUGAUAUUGAGAUUUCUUGAUUACCAAGAAACUUCUUCUGUUGUUUUUCUGUGUUUUGGGAGUAGGGGAAGCUUUAGUCCAUCCCAAACAAGGGAAAUAGCUACGGCGCUUCAGCGUAGUGGAGUUAGGUUCUUGUGGGCUAUGCGUUCGCCACCAAACAAAGCCAGUGAUGAUGAGAGUGCCUUGCCAGAAGGGUUCUUAGAAUGGAUGGAAGGCAUGGGAAUCAUUUGCGAAUGGGCGCCACAAAUUGAGAUUCUUGCACACAAAGCCAUUUGUGGCUUCGUGUCGCAUUGUGGUUGGAACUCUAUUUUGGAGAGCUUGUGGUUUGGGGUACCAAUGUUGACAUGGCCUAUCUAUGCAGAACAGCAACUGAAUGCUUUUAGGAUGGUGAAAGAGUUUGGAUUAGCAUUGGAGUUAAAACUGGAAUAUAGAACUGGAAGUGAUGUUGUAAUGGCAGAUGAGAUAGAGGAAGGACUGAAAAAAUUGAUGGAGAAAGAUAGUAUUGUGCACAAGAAGGUGCAAGAGAUGAAAGAUAUGGCUAGGAAUGCUGUCCUUGAUGGUGGAUCAUCUUUCAAAUCUAUUGGAGAGUUUGUUGAUAGUAUAUGAGCUUGUGUUACAUGCACUCAAAAGUCAAAAUUUCUUGUACACUCUCACAGUUGAUUCACUUUUCUUUGAUAUAUUGUGUAGCAGAUAAAAGUAUGCUGGCUCAAUGUACGG